GAUAUCAUUCCCGGUCGUGCGAUGGAUGCGACGGAGAAUGACAUGCACGUGCAGGACACGGCGUCUGAUGCGGCAUCGUGCAAGCUAUCCGCCGUGCAACUUGGCUAUUGGGAAGAUUCGUUUGCGCACAUUUUCGCCAAGCCCAACAGGAAGAUGCCCAUUAUCAAUCGAGGGUAUUAUGCACGCGUGCGAAGCAUUGAAGUGCUUCUCCACCGGUUCCUCGCGUCGACAUCUCCCACGUCCUCUAGUGGGGACAGUCCAGCGCAGCAGCUUCCGUACACGCGACAAAUCAUCGUGCUGGGUGCGGGCCAGGAUUCCAUGUACUUUCGUCUCAAAUCGCGGCCCCGUGACAGUGUGUCGUUGGACCGCACGUUGUACAUCGAGCUCGACUUCCCCGCCAUCACGAGGUCCAAGGUUCGUCUUUGCCGGCGACAUAAGGCCCUGUCCGACGUCUUCGGCGCCGUGGAAACCAACAACGACAUGGAACUCAAGGCCCACGGGUAUGCUCUCCUCGCAUGUGACUUGCGGAACCUUUCGACAGUCCAAGCCAAAUUGCACGCCGCCGGCAUUCAGCCUUCCGUUCCCACACUGAUCUUGUCGGAAUGUGUCAUGUGCUACAUGGACCCCGCGGACUCUGCGCCCCUGAUCGGGUGGUUUGGCGCUGCAUUUGCCGACGCAACGUUUAUCGUAUAUGAGCAGAUACGCCCGAACGAUGCCUUUGGGCAGACUAUGGUGACCAACAUCCACAUGCGGGGCUGCGACCUCAAGAGCAUCUCCACGUACCCCGACGUCGAGGACCAGCGCCGCCGCUUCCACGCCGCGGGUUUUACCCAUGUCGAGUGCUGGGACAUGAACCAAAUGUACUAUGACUUUCUCGACCCCGUGGAACGCAAACAGUAGGACGACCUUCUAUACAGUGGUUGUGGUUAUAAAUAUAUAGGAAGGAGCGAUUGGAAAUGUUUGACGAAGUCGAAGAGUACCAUUUGCUACAAGCGCACUACUGCGUCGUGGUGGCGUCCACCACCCCCACCCCCGCCCUGCGCCUCGUCAAGACAGCCACACAGCACGACAACAACUACGAACGGCCGACCGCCCCCCCCCAUGUCACAUAUGGAUGACCACGACGAAAUAUAUGAGAUUGAACCGAUUCUAGUUGCUUAUAUUUUUACUUUUAUAAAAA
Aphanomyces astaci is the source of this 1180-nucleotide messenger RNA. RefSeq lists its product as hypothetical. Gene Ontology annotation, biological process: methylation. The coding region runs from base 22 to 900 and encodes 292 amino acids. Gene Ontology annotation, molecular function: methyltransferase activity. The record is from RefSeq and is a predicted model, not a curated record. The transcript has 3 exons. Lineage: Eukaryota; Oomycota; Saprolegniomycetes; Saprolegniales; Verrucalvaceae.